This is a messenger RNA of Helobdella robusta, 750 nucleotides long. RefSeq lists its product as hypothetical. Gene Ontology annotation, biological process: protein dephosphorylation. The record is from RefSeq and is a predicted model, not a curated record. The transcript has 7 exons. Gene Ontology annotation, cellular component: nucleus. Gene Ontology annotation, molecular function: protein tyrosine/serine/threonine phosphatase activity. Bases 1 to 750 code for a protein of 249 amino acids. Lineage: Eukaryota; Metazoa; Annelida; Clitellata; Rhynchobdellida; Glossiphoniidae.
AUGGAAAUGACACUAACAAUAUGUUUGCUUACGUGUGGCAUCCUGUACAAACGGCGUAUCAUGUAUAUAUUGUUAUCAUGUUCACUUCCCCACAACGUUGACACUCAUCCCAAGUUCCAUGGUCUGUCCUUAUUUGUAGUUGAAAACAAACCUCUGCCGAAAGAAGUUCAGAUGGUUAAACGUUAUCUGCAUGUUUAUUGCUUGGACAGUGAACAUUUCAACAUAUUGAGGCAUUUAAAUGAAUGCUUAGAAUUUAUGGAUGAAGGAAUAAGUGCUGGUGAUUUGGUUCUCGUGCACUGUAACGCCGGCAUGUCGAGGAGUGGGUCAGUGAUGAUUGCAUUUCUAAUGCGCCAGCUCUCGCUGACGUAUCUUGAUGCUUCUGUCUAUGCCAAGAAGAUGAGGCCGCUGAUAAGUCCAAAUCCAGGAUUCGUUGAGCAGUUGAAACUUUUCGAGCAGAUGGGGAAUGUUGUCGACGACGGCAAUGACCUGUACAGGCGAUAUUGCUUGAAUUUAUUUUCAGAAAUGAUCAUCUCAACUCAAAAUUUUUCCAGUUUGGAUGAGAUUUUGUGGGCCGCAGAUCCUGUUGUUAAUCACACGCCGGUGUCGCUGUUUAAAUGUAAAGCCUGCAGGAGGCCUCUGUUUAAACAUUCGAAUCUCAUAAAACAUAACGUGGAAAAUUCAACUGUUAAAAUGAACAAUCAUGUGUCCGAAAUGUCACUGCAAGCUAGGCUCGUUCUCCUGGACAGGUGA